This is a messenger RNA of Ziziphus jujuba (common jujube), 855 nucleotides long. RefSeq lists its product as uncharacterized. The coding region runs from base 69 to 716 and encodes 215 amino acids. The transcript has 4 exons. Lineage: Eukaryota; Viridiplantae; Streptophyta; Magnoliopsida; Rosales; Rhamnaceae. The record is from RefSeq and is a predicted model, not a curated record.
UGGAAAAACACCAAAUGAAGCAGAGGACGCCACGGUAAAGAGAAAAAGAGAAGGGCAAGGAAGCAAAUAUGGCUUCUGAUUCACUUCGUAUGCUCCUUCUCUUGCUCUUCAUCGUCAUCUUAGGCUCAGGGCCUUCCCUUUACGCCCUAGCUCAAGAAACCAGGAAUGAUGAAGGAGAAGGGAUUAGACAAAGAGUUCUGCUGAGUUUCAAAGAAACUCCUCGUGGAACUAACGCUACAUAUGAAUGCUCUCCUUCUGGUCCAUGCGUUCCCUGCAUAUACUCCGAAAAGAAUGAUGAAAAGUACCGCUGCAGUGAGACUGGGUAUCGUAUCCCUCUGAAAUGCAUAGAAAUCAAAAAUGGUUUGAAAGGUGGCCAUGAGAAAACUUCUCAAAAGGGACGGUCCACUCUGGAGAUCUCUGCCAAUAAUAUGAAACUGCAUCCAGUCUUGCACAACUUAGAAGAAUUAUAUACUUUCAUCAAACAUAGAAGAUUGUUAACUGAACCAUCCGAUCAAGAUAAUGAAGGACAGGCUUACACUACUUAUCGAAGCUGUAUACCAGCAGUUAAUGAAGAGAAGUUGUCAGUACUUGGAUUUGAGGGAAUUAUUUUGUGCUUAUUAUUCAUCAGUGGUUCAGCUGUAUACUACAAAAGAAAGCGGGCUAAUGCCACGUCAGGAUUUGGGCCAGGAAGGAUUCAAACCUAUGCUAGGAUCUGACUUGAAAGCCCUUGCGAAGAUGAGAUUCCUAAAUGUGAAGCCUAGUUUCAAGUAUAUGUUUUUGUUCAGUUUUAGCACAGAAUUGGAAGUCAUGUAAAAGGAUUCUUUUAUUUUAAUGUUACUAUAAAUUUUCUUUGCA